AUGAAAUAUCUUGAUUAUCUGGGCGAUGUAUGUAAACUUCCUUUGUGUCUAGGAUAUCUCAACAGUUACUUUCAAACUGGUCUUAAAAAUCUCUUGGAUGAGGCUGUUAUUGAGUUCUUUAAGAAUGAAACUGAGACCGAUAUCGCUCAACAUUUUUUCCAAGUGGACGAGAUUCCGUUUGAUUUUGUCAGAAGACGAAUGUCUGUCAUCUUGGAAUCCAACCAGGAUGAGCAGCGCUUUUUGAUCUCCAAAGGAGCUGUGGAUGAAAUGUUGGCUUGUUGCACGAAUAUUUAUAUCGGAAAGGAUAAUGAUCCGUCAAAUGCAAUUUUCCCAACCACGGAUAUUGUUCCUAUUACGCCAAAAAUUCUCACAUCCAUAAAGAAUUUGAACGAAAGACUUAACAAUGAAGGUUUACGAGUCAUAGCAGUUGCCUUUAAGCGUAUGAACGAAUGUUCCGCAUUCACCGUCGCCGAUGAGAGCAAGUUGACUUUAGUUGGUGUUUGCGUGUUCUAUGAUCCACCAAAACCGAGUGCUAAGCCUGCCCUUCAGGAACUGCUUAAAUACAACGUGGAGGUUAAAGUACUUACCGGAGACUCACCUGUUGUUUGCCGCAAAGUUUGUGAGGAAAUCAAUCUUCCAAUUAAAUCCAUUGUCACUAAUACUGAACUUGAAGGACUCGACGAUGCACAGCUGGAAGAAAUUGCUGAAAAUGGCACAAUAUUUGCAAAGUUAACUCCUCUUCAAAAGGCAAACAUCGUAAGUGCAUUGAAAAGACGUAAUCACAUCGUUGGUUUCUUAGGCGAUGGAAUCAAUGAUGCCCCAGCAAUUCGUGAAAGCGAUUGUGGUAUUAGCGUAGAUGAGGGAACCGAUAUUGCUAAGGAAUCUGCAGACAUCAUUUUGCUUGAAAAGAGCCUGAUGGUACUUGCUGAUGGUAUAGUCCGUGGAAGAAUCACUUAUGGCAAUACAAUCAAAUAUAUCAAAAUGGUUAUUUCUUCAAACUUUGGAAACGUGUUUAGCGUUUUGAUCGCCUCUAUAUGGCUUCCUUUCUUGCCGAUGGAUCCACUUCAACUCAUAUUGCAGAAUCUUUUGUAUGACUUUUCUCAGACUUCAAUUCCGUGGGAUAAGAUGGAUCCUGAAUAUUUAAUUUCUCCGAGACGAUGGUCUGCAAAAAGCAUCGCUAAAUUCAUGGUUUUCGUUGGGCCAUGUAGUAGUAUUUUUGACAUUACUACGUUUGUUUUUAUGUUUUACUACUACCAAUGCAAUAAUCCAGAUGAUCAUUAUAAAGUCCAAUUAUUUCAUACGGCUUGGUUUGUUGAAGGGUUGCUCACGCAAACAAUGAUCGUCCAUAUAAUUCGUACUUCAAAGAUUCCCUUUAUCCAAUCAACCGCCUCCUUAUCAGUAUGCUUGACUACCUUUGCUGUUAUCUGCAGUGGCAUUAUAAUUCCGUUCACACCAUUGAAUCGAGUCUUGGGAAUGGUUCCGUUACCCGGGUUUUACUUUGUGUACUUCUUGGGAGUAAUUAUUUCCUAUUGUUCACUCACCAGUUUUGUCAAGGUGUUGUUUGUCAAAUUCUUUAAGGAAUGGUUGUGA
This is a messenger RNA of Paraglomus brasilianum, 1590 nucleotides long. The record is from the annotation of a GenBank genome assembly. Lineage: Eukaryota; Fungi; Glomeromycota; Glomeromycetes; Paraglomerales; Paraglomeraceae.